Arachis ipaensis is the source of this 2154-nucleotide messenger RNA. The record is from RefSeq and is a predicted model, not a curated record. NCBI's taxonomy places the organism in Eukaryota, Viridiplantae, Streptophyta, Magnoliopsida, Fabales, Fabaceae.
UCCCACUAUUUGUUUUCACUUUUUAACCCUAUUAUUUAUAAAAAACCCAACCCAAAAAAAUAUUUACCAAAUCCAUACCAAAAAUAAAAAAAUGAAAGAGUUAUUCGAGAGAGAGAGAGAACAAGCAGGGAGAGACUGAAACCCCAGAAUCACGAUUCCAUCGCCACCGCCAUUCAUCUCCUUGCCGCCGUUGCCGCCAAGUUUCCUCCGUCAACCGUCGCCCGCUAGAGUUAUAAAUGGAGGCCAGCUCACGGAGGAAGAAGCUCAGGCUCUUUCAAGAAGACAGCUACAGAAGAAGAGUAUUCUUCAACUAUGAAAAACGUAUCCGCUUACAGAGCCCUCCAGAGAAGGUUUUUGAGUACUUUGCAUCGAUCAAAACCGUGAAUGGCGAGGUUUAUAUGACACCUGUAGAUUUGAUGCGUGCUGUUGUUCCGGUGUUCCCUCCUUCGGAAUCAAACCGUGUUAGAGAGGGCUUUCUCAGAGGGGAGCAGGUUCCUGGUACAUUGCGGUGUUAACCCUCUGAAUUCUUUAUGCUCUUUGACACUAACAAUGAUGGAGUCAUUUCUUUUCCAGAGUACAUCUUUUUUGUUACUCUCCUCAGCGUACCAGAAUCCAGCUUCACAGUCGCCUUCAAAAUGUUUGAUCUUAACAAUAAUGGGCAACUAAUAGAAACAAAGGAGGCAAUUGAACGUCAGCGCAAAUUAUUCAAGAAAAAAAAAACCGGUAUUAUCCUAUUACCCCUUCUUUAUUUAAUCCAUUGUUUCCUAAAGUUGGAGGGGAGGGCUUGACCGCUUGAGUGGAUCAAAUUUAGGGUUGUUUUUCAUUUUACCAUUUUCCAUUCUCCUUCUUUCUUAUACGUACUAGUUAUAUAAACAUAUGAUGGCUAUGUGUCAAUCAAGGCAUUUAGUACUUUGUAUUUAUUGACAUCUAAUGGCUUUCAUUGUGUAUUCACUUUCUAGAUAUAUAAAUAAUAACUAAUAUUAUGCUCCUUUUGACAGUACAAUUAUUUGUAUAAAUAAUAACUAAUAAUGUAUUAAGUAACAUUUCAAUUAUUUGUAUGUACUUGUGUAGUUAUGAUUGAUUAAUGGGCUUAGUAAUGUAGAGUAAAUAACGGUCUCUAUUCUCAUCUCCCCUCUAAUUUUGGGUUGUAUUAUUUUUUGAGUCAAAUUGCAAUAGAGAUAGAGGAAGAGAUGAGAUCUAAUACAACAAUAAUGUUAUUGGAAAGACUAGUAGAGUGUGCAGCAGAUGGUUAGCAAAAACAGCUUGCGUUUCAUCAAAGGAGUCACCCUAAUGCUGCCCAAGAAUGCAAGCCCAAACCCCCACACCCUUAAGCACAACCAACUCUAGGUUCGUAUCCUGCAGCACCUUCGUUUCUUUCUGUUUCUAAAUUUUGAUUUGUAAGCUGAGGACACAUAUGUCCUUUCUCUUAUUUACAAUGGUUAGAGGAAUUUAUUUGUUUCGUAAUAAAGAAAUUAGAAAUUUUCAUUUAUUUGUCUUUUUCUUUUAAAAUUUAGAUAAAAAAAUAGGAAUGGUUUAUAUCUAAUAUGUCGGCUUAGGAAUUUAAUUUUUUGAAAGAAAACUCUAAUGAGUGGAUGUUAUAUUCCACAUGUUUUCCAAUUCCUUUUUUUUGGUCUUAUGGUGAUGAUGAUGCUCGUGGCAAGCACAAAAGCUUCUAUAUGACAUGUUGGAAGAGGCUAUAGAGAUAGUGAAGGAACUUGACCCUGUUCUGAAUGAUGAAGAUCCCAAGAUCAACUAGGAAGAAGAAGGAAGAGAACUUGGCAUUCGCUUGUUCAAGCAUGUUUGCCAACCAGGAAUAGUGUUUGAUCAUUUCGGUAACUCACCGAAUCAAAUAACCUCUUUUCUAGUGGCUUACUUGUCUAGGGUUUGAAAUUUUCAAUAUAUAUUUAUGGUUUCUGCAUAGGGUGUCAUCAUAUUUUCAAGUGACAGCUAGAAUGCUUUAAUCAGCCAAAUUAAUUUUAGUGCUUUAUAUAGUUGAAAUACAAUCUUUAUUUCAUCCAAUUGGGAUGCGAAUGGGUUUUUAUAUUAGUUUACUAUCCAGUUUGGUCGAGGUCAUAUUGACAGACCUUGUUUUAUAUUUCAAAUUAUUCAUGUUAAAUUUUGUUCAAAUAUGUAAUAUUUUAAUUUCCUUCUAAA